Messenger RNA from Chelmon rostratus (copperband butterflyfish), 2816 nucleotides. It is a transcript of the gene ttll7, whose product is annotated as tubulin tyrosine ligase-like family, member 7. NCBI's taxonomy places the organism in Eukaryota, Metazoa, Chordata, Actinopteri, Chaetodontiformes, Chaetodontidae. The record is from RefSeq and is a predicted model, not a curated record. The transcript is spliced from 20 exons. The coding region runs from base 30 to 2816 and encodes 928 amino acids. Gene Ontology annotation, molecular function: tubulin-glutamic acid ligase activity; tubulin binding. Gene Ontology annotation, cellular component: cilium. Gene Ontology annotation, biological process: protein polyglutamylation; microtubule cytoskeleton organization.
CUUGCCCUUUCACUCCUCCAGCCCCUGAGAUGCCCUCCCCUCCCAAUGAAGGAGAGGAUCAAGGAGCGUCCCCCGUGAACGGGCCAUCUGUGGGCUCCUACCAGAGCAGUGGAAAGAGGAAGGUGCGCACCAAAAAGAAGAAAGGCACCAUCACAGCCAAUGUCGCUGGCACCAAAUACGAGAUUGUUCGUAUAGUCAUCAGUGAGAUGGACUUCAUCAAGUCUCGGGAUGAGGACGAGACUGCCAACCUCAUCUGGAAUGACUCAGCCGUGCAGCACGAGAAAAUCGCUGAGCUCAGGAAUUAUCAGAGAAUUAACCAUUUCCCUGGCAUGGGCGAAAUCUGCCGGAAAGACUGCCUAGCAAGAAACAUGUCCAAAAUGAUCAAGUGCCAGCCUCAAGAGUACAGUUUUAUACCCAAAACCUGGAUCUUCCCUGCCGAAUACACUCAGUUCCAGAACUACGUCAAGGAGCUGCGUAGGAAACGCAAGCAGAAGACCUUUAUUGUCAAACCUGCCAAUGGAGCCAUGGGUCACGGGAUCUCACUUAUCCGUAACUGUGAGAAGCUGCCAGCCCAGGAGCACUUUAUCGUUCAGGAGUACCUGGACAAGCCCUUCCUGAUGGAGGGCUACAAGUUUGACCUGCGCAUCUACAUCCUUGUCACUUCCUGCGACCCACUUCGCAUUUUUCUCUACAAUGACGGUCUGGUUCGCAUGGGCACCGAGAAGUACCAUGCACCCAGUGAAGCCAAUCUGAGCCAGCUCUACAUGCAUCUGACCAACUACUCAGUCAACAAACACAAUGAGAACUUUGAGCGAGACGAGACAGUGGACAAAGGCAGCAAGAGGUCCAUCAGCUGGUUCACCGAGUUCCUCCGCACCAACGACUACGAUGUGGCCAAGUUCUGGGGAGACGUCUCUGAGCUCGUGGUGAAGACAUUAAUAGUGGCUGAGCCCCAUGUGCUGCACGCCUAUCGCAUGUGUCGCCCCGGCCAGCCACCAGGGAGCGACAGCGUCUGCUUUGAGGUCCUGGGCUUUGACAUAAUUCUGGAUCACAAACUCAAACCCUGGCUGCUGGAGAUCAAUCGAGCUCCGAGCUUCGGGACUGAUCAGAAGAUUGAUUACGACGUGAAGAAAGGGGUGCUGCUCAAUGCGCUCAAACUCCUCAACAUUCGAGCCAGUGAUAAGAAACGCAACCUGGCACAGCAGAAGGCAGAGGCUCAGAGACGGCUCUAUGGACACGGCUCCAUGAAGAAACUCUCGGCUGCUUCCUCGGACUGGGAGAAACAACGUCACACACUGGAGCGAAGGAGAGAAGAGCUGAAAGAGCGACUGGCACAGGUCCGCAAGCAGAUCUCCAGGGAGGAGCAUGAAAAACAACAUCUGGGGAACUACAGACGUAUUUACCCCCCAGACGACAAGCUGCUGUUGGAGAAGUAUGAAAGCCUGCUCUCGGCCGCCUUUCAGACCUUCCUCGCCGGGCGAGCUGCCUCACUUCAAAAGGAAAUGAAUAAUCCUCUGAAACGAAUGAAGGAGGAGGACAUUUUGGAUCUGCUGGAGCAAUGCGAACUGGACGAUGAGAAGCUGAUGGGCAAGUCCUCCAGGCAACGAGGCCCUAAGCCCUUGACCACCAUGCCAGAAUGCAGUCAGACACCAAGACGUCAACGACCCGACUAUCUGGCUGACUUCACCAGUGGCAGCAGCGCCGAUAACUCCUGCUCCUCCUCAGACGAAGAAGAGGAGGAGAGGAGGAAAGCAGGCGGAGGAGGAGGAAGAGGUGGAGAGAAGAGGGAGAAGAAAGUUUCCUACGACCUUGGGGAGAGCAAGGAGAAGAACUUGGCCGAGCGCUCAGGUCGAAUGCACUGGAAACCUCCAGUCAAGUCACUCAAAACCAGCCCCGCCCCCUCCGCUUCCCCAACUCUUUCUGGUCCCAUCAGGCGCUCAAUCUCCUGCCCUCGCUCAAUCGCCUCCCUGUCAUCGCCCAGUGAGGUGCGGGCGUUGUCCACCAGGCCCUCUCCUACAGUUCCCAUGGCCACUCCGCUCAUAAGGCCGAGCUCCGCCACGCUGCGUUCUCACUCGCUGAGUCGCAGUGGCUCCGCCCACCGCGUGCCUCACAGCAACAGCCUGGGGACCAUCCACUCCCACAUAGGCGAUCCGUUGAUAAACCUGAGGAGUAAAGAGCAGGAGGCCGAGCUGGUGCGUCAGACUCUGGCUGCGCUCACCGCCAUGAGGAUCAGGUUUCCGGGAAAAACCGAGGAAGAGGCUGAGUCUGUGCUGGAUGAGAUCCUUGACAACUGGAAGUACCAUAAAUCAAAGGUGGCCUCCUAUUGGCUAGUGAAGCUGGACUCCACCAAACAACGGAAGGUGUUGGAUAUUGUACGUACCAAUGUACGCUCAGCGCUGCAGCGGAUCUGGAGGGAGCCGGAUGUAGAGAGCCUCCACCUGUACCGGCUGUUUAACCGCGUCUUCAACCGGCUGCUCUGGAGUCAUGGCCAGGGCCUGUGGAACUGCUUCUCCAACACCGGUUCAUCGUGGGAGACCAUCUUCAGUAAGAGCAGCGAGGUGGUGUCACCCCAGGAGCUGCAGUGCUGCCGCCGGCUGGUCCAGCUGUGCCGAGACUGCCUGUUGGUCGUCUACAAGUUUGUCUCAGAGUCCCGUGGUUCUCUGACCGGACUCAGCCCAGAAUGGGAUGACACCAGGUAUCUGCUGCCAGUGACCUCCCAGUUCAUCAUGAAGUGGCCUUCGUCCAGCUUUGGCCGCAUCUCCUCGGCCAUGCCACGCUCACGCAGCCUUUUUGCCGCCAGGAUGGGCCACUUCUGA